Molecule: messenger RNA, 1032 nt
Organism: Aspergillus glaucus CBS 516.65
Lineage: Eukaryota; Fungi; Ascomycota; Eurotiomycetes; Eurotiales; Aspergillaceae
Gene: CweA
Product: putative GPI anchored protein
Exons: 1
Coding region: 1-1032 (343 amino acids)
Source: RefSeq, a predicted model, not a curated record
AUGAAGGGCUUCAGCGCAGGUAUCCCCAUUGCCAUCCUCGCCGCCUUGGGGCAGGCGCAGGCGCAGGCGCAAGUUCACUCCGGUUCAGCUUUCGAACACCACAUUGAAGCCGGUCUUGAAGAUGUUUUUGACCGUCCCCCUCACCCGCACGGUGGCCCUCAUGGCGGCCCUCAUGGCGGGCCCCACGGCGGCCCCGGUCCCGCGAGCCACCCUCCCAUGGCUCACGCUGCGCGUGCUUUCCGUCCUGGUGAGGAUGCGCCCAGCAUUGAGAGCGACCCAUUCUUCAGCGGGGGUUCGAAUGAGAAGCCUGCAGACCACGGCCCUUCUGCUGUCCCGACUUGCUCGACCCGGACUGAGCACGUCGUGCACACCAUCACCAAGACUGUGACUCCCGAGCACGAGCACAAGCACACUCCUACGUCGCACCCCAUCGGCCUUGACCCGGCCGCUCACGCGCCGCAGUCGUCGUCUUCCCACGCUCCGGCUACCACGCCGGCUGUGGCCCACAUCGCACAAGCCUCUUCUACGGCCCACGCUGCCCACACGUCCUCUACGGUGCACGUCGCCAACGCGCCUCACACGUCCUCUGCGGCUCACAUUGCCAACGCGCCUUACACAUCCUCUGCGGCUCACAUUGCCAACGUGCCUCACACAUCGUCUGCGGCUCACAUUUCCAAUGCGCCUCACACCUCGUCCGCUCACUCAGCCCUCAUCCCGGCGUCUACCCAGGCCCCGACUAGCACCUCUGCCGCCCACGUGCCUGUGACCACCUCGACUUCGACCGUCCACGGACCCAUGACCUACAACGUCAUCCCCGUCCACGUUCCUUCGUCGCACAGCUCCAUCAAGCUGCACGCCUCCUCGUCCUCGUCUGCCUACCCCAGCGGUGCUGACGGUACUCGCUUCCACGGCACCUACGGCACUCCUGGCGCUGGUGUUUCGUUCACUGGUGCUGGUGCUCAGCUCGCUCCCAACACUGGCAUUGUUACUGUUGUCUGCGGAUUGCUUGUUGUGUUGGCUUACGCUCUUUAA